Molecule: messenger RNA, 339 nt
Organism: Geodia barretti
Lineage: Eukaryota; Metazoa; Porifera; Demospongiae; Tetractinellida; Geodiidae
Source: the annotation of a GenBank genome assembly
GAUACCGGAGGUCUCCAGCUGCUAGGUUAACAACAAUCAUUGAUCUCGGGUCGAGCGGGGACUGUCCCUAUGUCCACUGAGUCACGUGACCAGGCCACUGCGAUGUCAUUGGUCGAACGAGAGUGUGAUGAUGUCAUAGACAGUAUGGUUGCCGCCGUAGCCAGUAGUGGAGACGAAGAGACCGAGGAAGAGGGAGAAAAGGGCGAGGUCGCUGAAGAAGAAAAAGCAGUGACACUGGUGACGUCUUCCGAGUUGCCAGUAACAUCCACCUGCACAUCCUUUCCAACCGCGGAUGAAAUGUUCCUCGAUAAGCUACCUGCAGAACUCUUUUAUGACUAG